This is a messenger RNA of Phymastichus coffea, 2156 nucleotides long. RefSeq names its product nucleolar protein 58-like. NCBI's taxonomy places the organism in Eukaryota, Metazoa, Arthropoda, Insecta, Hymenoptera, Eulophidae. The coding region runs from base 152 to 1879 and encodes 575 amino acids. The record is from RefSeq and is a predicted model, not a curated record. Gene Ontology annotation, cellular component: box C/D methylation guide snoRNP complex; small-subunit processome. The transcript is spliced from 7 exons. Gene Ontology annotation, molecular function: snoRNA binding.
UUGAAUUACAUGGAAGAAUGGAACGGCGUGGUGCAUCGGCAUUCGAUUCGGCGUCUCGGUAAUGAGAACACACGUGCUGUGUGUUUGUAUUAAGUAUAUUGUUAUUAUUUUUAAAUGAAAAGCUGAGUGGUUAUUUUAAAAAAUUUUCAAAAUGUUAGUUCUUUUCGAAACUCCGGCUGGUUAUGCCAUUUUCAAGCUGUUGGACGAAAAUAAACUUUCGAAGUCAGAUAACCUUUAUCUUGACUUUGAAACCCCUGAAAGAGCUGGUAAAGUUCUAAAGCUAAAACAUUUUGAAAAGUUUGCUGAUACUACAGAAGCUCUUGCUGCCACGACUGCAGCAGUCGAAGGCAAAUUAUGCAAAUCUCUGAAAAAAUUGCUCAAAAGGCAAUGUUCCGAAGUCCAGGAGCAACUAGCUGUGGCAGAUGCCAAGCUUGGAAAUGCAAUAAAAGCAAAAUUAAAUUUGGCAUGUUUGAGCAAUAGUUCAGUACAAGAACUUAUGAGGUGCAUUCGCACACAAUUAGAUAGCUUAUUAGUUGGCUUACCAAAAAAAGAAAUGGCUGCUAUGGCUUUAGGCUUAGCCCACAGUCUUUCUAGGUAUAAACUAAAAUUUUCUCCAGAUAAAAUUGAUACUAUGAUCGUCCAAGCUGUCAGUCUUCUGGAUGAUCUUGACAAGGAACUGAACAAUUAUGUUAUGAGAUGCAGAGAAUGGUAUGGUUGGCAUUUUCCUGAAUUAGGAAAAAUUAUUGCAGAUAAUACUGCUUUCGUAAAGGCAGUAAAACUGAUUGGAACGAGGGAAAAUGCAGUCACCUCGGAUUUUUCUGAUAUUCUGUCAGAGGAAGUUGAAGAAAAGGUUAAAUGUGCUGCUGAGACAUCGAUGGGAACAGAAAUUUCCCAUGAUGAUAUUAUCAAUAUUCAACAGUUGUGUGAUCAGGUGAUUGAAAUUUCUACGUAUAGAGCACAGCUAUACGAUUACCUAAAAACACGAAUGAUGGCCAUGGCUCCAAAUCUCACAGUCCUUGUAGGUGAUUUGGUUGGAGCUCGUCUGAUUUCUCAUGCUGGUUCUCUCAUCAAUCUGGCCAAACAUCCAGCUUCCACUUUACAAAUCCUGGGUGCUGAAAAAGCUCUAUUCCGAGCCCUCAAAACCAAAAAAGACACGCCAAAGUACGGUCUUAUUUACCAUUCACAAAUCGUUGGUCAGGCUACGACGCGAAAUAAAGGUAAAAUUUCGCGUAUGCUAGCAGCCAAAGCUGCACUUUGUACGAGGGUAGAUGCUCUCGGCGAAGACGCCGAUUUUGAAUUGGGAGCCGAACAUCGAGUCAAACUCGAAAAUCGGCUCAGGUUACUUGAGGAAGGUAACCUGAGAAAAUUGAGCGGCACCGCUAAAGCUAAAGCUAAAUUUGAAAAGUUUCAUUGUAAAAGCGAGAUACUCGAGUAUCCUGCUUCUGCUGAUACGACAUUACCAGCUGGAAAGAGAAAGUAUUCACAAAUUCAGGAGAAGCCACUAAUUGAAGAAGUUGGUGACAUUGAGACUUUUGAAGCUCCCAAGAAGAAGAAAAAGAAAAACGAAACUGAAAUGGAAGUCGAAGUUGAAGUUAAAGUAGAAGAAGCCGAGGAAAACAUACCUCAGAAGAAAAAGAAGAAGAAGGCCAAGCAAGAGACUGCUGAAGAGGAGGCUCAGGAGCUUGAGGAAACUGUGAUGGAAAUUGAAGGUGGAGAAGAAGGCAAGAAAAAGAAGAAAAAAAAGAAGAAGAACCGUUUAGAAGAGGCCGAGACCAGCCAACUAGAAGUUGAAGAGCAAGAUCCUACAGUAAUAGAAGAAACAGUACCUGGAGAAAAGAAAAAGAAGAAAAAGAACAAAUCUCUAUCAACGAUGGAUUAACAUAUAGAUUUAUCAUGUAAUAUAGUUUUGUAUAUAACUUCUUAUAUUAACGACUGUGAUUCUUAUAAGAUUGACGAAAAAUCAAGUUCUUGAGAAUGACCAUAUUUUCUGUAAUUUAAGACAUUUUUUCAAUAGUGUUGAGUACUUUAUUUUUCAAAACUAUGUAAAUUAUACCCAUAUUGUAUAAAUAAUACACUCAAUUUUUUUUGAUUAAUAGAAAAAUACGUAGAAGCGACAUAUCUUGUGUACUUUCUUUUGUAAUACUAUCGUCAUUUUC